Molecule: messenger RNA, 5295 nt
Organism: Calidris pugnax (ruff)
Lineage: Eukaryota; Metazoa; Chordata; Aves; Charadriiformes; Scolopacidae
Gene: CDC42BPB
Product: CDC42 binding protein kinase beta (DMPK-like)
Exons: 36
Coding region: 25-4977 (1650 amino acids)
Biological process (GO): peptidyl-threonine phosphorylation; actomyosin structure organization
Cellular component (GO): cytoplasm; cytoskeleton
Molecular function (GO): ATP binding; protein serine/threonine kinase activity
Source: RefSeq, a predicted model, not a curated record
CCAUUUACAAAAUUGGUGAAGGAAAUGCAACUUCAUCGAGAUGACUUUGAAAUUAUAAAAGUGAUUGGAAGAGGCGCGUUUGGUGAGGUUGCAGUUGUUAAAAUGAAGUGUACAGAGCGCAUUUAUGCAAUGAAAAUUCUAAAUAAAUGGGAAAUGCUCAAAAGGGCAGAGACAGCUUGCUUCCGAGAAGAGAGAAAUGUCUUGGUGAACGGAGAUUGCCAGUGGAUUACUACGUUGCACUACGCCUUUCAAGAUGAGAACUAUUUGUAUCUAGUGAUGGACUACUACGUUGGUGGUGACUUACUGACACUUCUCAGUAAGUUUGAAGACAAGCUUCCUGAAGAUAUGGCUAGGUUCUACAUUGGGGAAAUGGUGCUUGCUAUACAUUCCAUACAUGAGCUGCAUUAUGUGCACAGGGAUAUAAAGCCUGAUAAUGUUCUUUUGGACAUGAAUGGCCAUAUACGACUGGCAGACUUUGGGUCCUGCCUGAAAAUGAGUGAAGAUGGCACAGUACAGUCUUCAGUAGCAGUGGGUACACCUGACUACAUCUCUCCGGAGAUUCUGCAAGCGAUGGAAGAUGGAAUGGGAAAAUACGGGCCUGAAUGUGACUGGUGGUCGCUGGGUGUCUGCAUGUAUGAAAUGCUCUAUGGUGAAACACCCUUUUAUGCAGAGUCAUUAGUGGAAACCUACGGGAAGAUUAUGAAUCAUGAAGAACGAUUUCAGUUUCCAUCCCAUGUUACAGAUGUGUCUGAAGAAGCAAAAGAUCUCAUUCAGCGCCUGAUCUGCAGCAGGGAACGUAGACUGGGACAGAACGGAAUAGAGGAUUUUAAGUCUCAUGCAUUUUUUGAAGGACUUAAUUGGGACAACAUCCGAAACCUAGAAGCACCUUACAUUCCAGAAGUUAGCAGUCCUUCUGACACCUCGAACUUCGAUGUAGAUGAUGAUGUAUUAAGAAAUCCAGAAGUGGUGCCACCAAGUUCUCAUACAGGCUUUUCUGGAUUGCAUUUACCAUUUGUUGGGUUUACAUACACAACUGAUAGCUCUUUAUCUGAUAGAGGCACUUUAAAGAGUGCGAUGCAGUCUGACACUGUAACCAAAGAUACGGAUGUACAGCGUGACUUAAAGAACACUUCACAAAUUGAAGGCUAUGAAAAGAAAAUACGGAAAUUAGAGCAAGAAAAGCAGGAUUUGAACAGAAAACUGCAAGAAUCUACACAGACAAUGCAGAACCUCCAAGCUCCGGUGUGUGUUACGGUAAAUACAAGCCGCGAUAAGGAGAUUAAAAAAUUAAAUGAAGAAAUUGAACGGUUGAAGAACAAAUUAACAGAUAUAAGUAAACUGGAAGGACAGCUUGCAGAUGCAGUAGCUUUUCGCCAGGAGCAUGAAGACUCUAUACACAAGUUGAAAGGACUAGAAAAACAGUGCAGAGUCCUGCGGCAAGAAAAGGAGGACCUUCAUAAGCAACUCGUAGAAGCCUCAGAGAGAUUAAAGAUGCAAUCCAAAGAGUUGCGGGAUGCCCACCAGCAGAGGAAGCUGGCUGUGCAGGAGUUCUCCGAGCUCAGUGAGAGGAUGGGAGACUUGAGGUCCCAAAAGCAGAAGCUGUCUCGGCAACUUCGCGACAAAGAAGAGGAGGUGGAAAUGAGCAUGCAGAAAAUUGAUGCCAUGCGACAGGACAUCCGUAAAUCAGAGAAGAUCAGAAAAGAGCUGGAAGCCCGACUUGAAGAAGUUGUAGCAGAAGCAUCAAAAGAACGCAAGCUUCGUGAGCACAGUGAGACCUUCUCCAAACAACUGGAAAAUGAACUGGAAGCUCUAAAGCUGAAGCAGGGAGGCCGGGCAGCAGGUGCCACACAAGAACAUCAGCAGGAGCUUUCUAAAAUUAAGUCUGAGCUGGAAAAGAAAAUCCUUUUUUAUGAAGAAGAGUUGGUCCGACGAGAAGCCUCACAUGUUUUGGAAGUAAAAAAUGUGAAAAAGGAAGUACAUGAUUCAGAGAGUCACCAGCUUGCACUGCAGAAAGAGAUAAUGAUAUUAAAGGAUAAAUUAGAGAAAACAAAGCGAGAGAGGCACAGUGAAAUGGAGGAAGCAGUAGGAACAAUGAAAGAGAAAUAUGAGCGUGAAAGAUCUAUGCUCUUGGAAGAUAACAAAAAGCUAACAACAGAAAAUGAGAGGCUCUGCUCCUUUGUGGACAAAUUAACAGCACAGAACAGACAGCUAGAAGAUGAGCUCCAAGACCUAGCAGCAAAGAAGGAGUCUGUUGCUCACUGGGAAGCUCAGAUUGCAGAAAUUAUCCAAUGGGUAAGUGAUGAGAAGGAUGCUCGUGGCUAUCUCCAAGCCUUAGCUUCCAAGAUGACAGAAGAACUAGAAUCAUUGAGAAGUUCCAGUCUGGGGUCACGAACACUGGAUCCACUGUGGAAAGUGCGGCGCAGUCAGAAGUUGGACAUGUCAGCUAGGCUGGAGUUACAGUCUGCCCUCGAUGCAGAAAUUCGUGCCAAACAACUAGUUCAAGAAGAGCUACGGAAAGUUAAAGAUGCAAACAUAUCAUUUGAAAGUAAAUUGAAGGAAUCGGAAGCAAAAAAUAGGGAACUGCUGGAAGAGAUGGAAGCUUUGAAGAAGAAACUGGAAGAAAAAUACAGAACAGAUUCAGGUCUCAAACUUCCAGAUUUUCAAGAUUCCAUUUUUGAAUAUUUCAACACCUCUCCUCUUGCACGUGAUCUGACCUUCAGAACCAGUUCUAUUAGUGAGCAGGAAACACAGGGUCCCAAGUCAGAAGUUUCACCGUCAACUUCAGUUGUAACUGCAGAGCAACAACAAGAAUUUUUUGUGAUUCAGGAACCAAUUCGGCUUCAGAGGAUGCCUGCUGUUCCUUCCCCCACCAUUCAAUCCAUUUCUCUAGCUGUACCAAAGCCUAAAGCUCACCAGCUCAACAUCAAGUCGUUCACAAGCCCUACUCAGUGUAGCCAUUGCACCUCUCUUAUGGUGGGAUUAGUUCGACAAGGUUAUGCCUGUGACGUGUGUUCAUUUGCAUGCCAUGUUUCCUGCAAGGAUAGCGCGCCUCAGGUCUGCCCCAUACCCCCUGAGCAAGCCAAAAGGCCUCUUGGAGUAGAUGUGCAAAGAGGAAUAGGAACCGCCUAUAAAGGUUAUGUCAAGGUCCCAAAGCCUACAGGAGUUAAGAAAGGGUGGCAGAGGGCUUAUGCAGUUGUCUGUGACUGUAAACUCUUCUUAUAUGAUGUGCCUGAAGGAAAAUCCACCCAGCCUGGAGUUGUUGCAAGUCAAGUCUUGGAUCUCAGAGAUGAAGAUUUUUGUGUGAGCUCUGUCCUAGCAUCGGAUGUGAUACACGCAACUCGUAAAGACAUCCCUUGCAUAUUCAGGGUGACAGCUUCUCUCUUAGGUUUGCCUUCAAAGUCUUGUUCUCUCCUGAUCCUGACGGAAAAUGAGAAUGAGAAGAGAAAGUGGGUUGGAAUCCUAGAAGGGCUGCAGUCUAUCUUGCACAAAAACAGACUGAAAAACCAGGUUGUGCAUAUUCCACAAGAAGCCUAUGACAGUACACUGCCUCUUAUUAAAGCAAGUUUAGCUGCUGCUAUUGUAGAUCGAGAUAGAAUAGCGAUUGGUUCAGAAGAAGGACUGUAUGUGAUAGAAGUGACCCGUGACGUGAUAGUCCGAGCUGCUGACUGCAAGAAGGUGUACCAGAUAGAGCUUGCUCCCAAAGAGAAAAUUAUCAUCCUCAUCUGCGGUCGGAAUCAUCACGUUCACCUUUACCCCUGGGCCUCUCUGGAUGGGUCGGAAGGAAACUUUGACAUUAAGCUUGCAGAAACUAAAGGCUGCCAGUUGAUUACAACUGGAACACUAAAGAAGAGUUCUUCGACUUGUUUGUUUGUGGCUGUCAAGCGGCAGGUUUUUUGCUAUGAAAUUCACAGAACUAAACCUUUCCACAAAAAAUUCAGUGAAAUUCAGGCUCCGGGAACUGUACAGUGGAUGGCAGUGUUCAAGGACAAGCUCUGUGUUGGCUACCAGUCUGGGUUCUCUCUGUUGACCAUCCAGGGAGAUGGACAAUCUAUAAACCUGGUAAAUCCUAAUGACCCCUCGCUUAUCUUCCUCUCACAGCAGUCUUUUGAUGCCCUUUGUGCUGUGGAGCUCAGUAAUGAGGAAUACCUGCUUUGCUUCAGCCAUAUGGGAGUAUACGUCGAUUCGCAAGGUCGAAGGUCACGCAUGCAGGAACUAAUGUGGCCUGCAACUCCUGUUGCCUGUAGUUGCAAUUCUUCAUACGUAACAGUGUAUAGCGAGUACGGUGUCGAUGUAUUUGAUGUUAACACUAUGGAAUGGGUCCAGACUAUUGGCCUGCGAAGGAUCAGACCAUUAAACAUGGACGGCACGCUGAAUCUCCUGAACUGCGAGCCCCCGAGACUAAUAUAUUUCAAGAACAAGUUUGCAGCAGGAGCUGCCCUCAGCGUACCAGAAACCUCUGACAACAGCAAGAAGCAGAUGCUUCGAACGAGGAGCAAAAGAAGAUUUGUGUUUAAGGUUCCUGAGGAAGAGCGACUGCAGCAAAGGCGGGAAAUGCUUAGAGACCCCGAGCUAAGGUCAAAGAUGAUUUCUAACCCAACGAAUUUCAACCACGUGGCUCAUAUGGGACCAGGAGAUGGAAUGCAGGUUCUCAUGGACCUCCCACUGAGUGUCCUGCCUGCUGCACAGGAUGAGAAACCGUGUCCGUCUACCGCCAACCUCUCACGGCAGCAGCAGCAGCAGAGAAACAAGACCUAUAUCUCAUGGCCCUCGUCAAGUGGCAGUGAUGUGGGAGGAGCCAUGCCUUCCCGAAGCAUGUCUGAUCCUGACCAGGAGUUUGACAAAGAGCCCGAUUCAGACUCCACCAAACACUCUACUCCAUCCAACAGCUCAAAUCCAAGUGGUCCCCCGAGCCCCAACUCUCCUCAUAGGAACCAGCUAACGCUGGAUGGACUAGACCAGUCAACCUGCGACGCGUAACACUGCCACCCUCACCGUGCCGGCUUCCAUCAUCCACUGCUCCCUGGAGUCUUCAAGAGCAGGGCAAAGCUGUCUCAGAUGCUAGUGCCAAGACUGACACUGAAUCUCUAGUGUUGUACAAGAAUAAUUAUAUAUCCAGAUUGUAGAUACAAACUAUUGAAAUGAAGAAAAUUCUUUACUAAAUAGCAAUCGGGCUUUUUAUGCGGAAUUGUUCACUGCUCAGUUACGGUUGGUUCCUGUCUGCACAGCUGUGACACAGUUUUAUUGCAUAGGAGCAUUUAAGGCCACCAGUAAAUAGUCUUAUUCUUAUGCUGAAAA